AUGGCCCCCCGUCUCGUCCGCCGGGCCCCCCUCUCCGAGCGAGUGCUGGCAGCCCUCAACCCGCUCGACGCCCUCCUGAACCUCUCCACCUGGAUCUCGUCCUUCGACUGGGACGGCAUGCAAUCGACCUUCGCCACGCCCCUCGGGCUCACGCUCAACGCGCUCUGCCUCUUCACGCGCGCCCACUCGGACAGCCGCUCCUACCGCCGCGGCGUCGAGGACGUCAUCCGCCGCGGUGCCGGCAGCACCAGCGGCGGCUGGGGAGCCGCAAUGGCUUAUUCCUGCAAUGUCGUCUCGUGGUCGCUCGCGAUCCUCAGCAUCGUCAACGCCCUCUACUGCGCCUUUAGAACACGGCCCUACAGGCUGUUUGAAAACAAUAUCGAUAUCCCGCCGCAGACACCCUCCGCCCGCCGCGUCCGCGUCGACUCCUCGCCCACCACCUCCCCGAUAAAGCUCCUGACCGCCCUCCUCGAGCCCUUCCACGACUCCCCCACCAGCCGCGAGCACCCCAGCGCCACGCGCGACGUCUGGGAAGUCAGCAUCUGGGACCCCAGCCCACUCUCGCUCCGCCUCCUCGCCCUCUUCUCCCCCGCCCACGUCGCCGUCUACUUCCUCUCCUUCCCCAUCACGCAGAACCUCUCCUACAGCAGCGCCCUCAGCAGCUACACCUACACGCCCAGCGCCAACACCUACGCCGUGCUCGCCACGGCCCUCGCAACCCAGCUCAUCAUCAGCGCCCAGCUCCUCCUCCUCCAGCGCUUCUUCGCCCAGCAGCAGAAGGACAAGGCCCUCCUCUCGAAGCAGCUCAUGCACGAGUACGACACAAAGUUCGUCCAGCCCCGCGUCACUACCGUGCGGCGCGAUGUCGCGACGCAGACGCCGAAUCCGCGCACGGGCGAGCCCGGCGAGGUCGAUACGUACUCCCCCAUGAUGGCCCGCCAGGGCUUCCGCACCGCGCCGAACCCGAAUUAUGCGCCGCUGACGGCGGCGGGGCCGACACAGCUGGUCCCUACGGCGCGCGGCGACCAGGGAUACGGGUACUCGCCGCUGGCGGCGACGAUGCGGCAGCCGCAGUUUGGCGGCGGCGGCGGCGGCGGCGGCGGCGGCGGCGGCGCUGCUACAAGACGUGCGGCGGCGGCGGCGGCGGCGGCGCCAGGGGGAUUAUACGGGAGUCUCGGUGGAGGUAGUCUGGCGGAGCCGGCGAGGAGGAUGCCGCGCGUCAAGAGGGAGGAGAGUGAUGGCGAGGAGGAGCAGCAGCAGGAGAAUAUGCGGCCGAGGCGGUACUGGCACACGCGGGGGGCGGGGGCGGCGGGGGGCCCGGAGGCGCAUCUGAUGGCGUCGAAUGUGGGCAUGCAUGGGCUGGUGAAUAUGAGUCUGCAGAACAGCAGGAGCCUGAGCCCGAGUAAGAUGGCGAGCCCGUUUAAGAGGGUGCCGGCGGCGAGGGGGGGCGCGGUGUCGGCGAGGAGGUAG
Molecule: messenger RNA, 1470 nt
Organism: Morchella sextelata
Lineage: Eukaryota; Fungi; Ascomycota; Pezizomycetes; Pezizales; Morchellaceae
Exons: 3
Coding region: 1-1470 (489 amino acids)
Biological process (GO): maintenance of rDNA; regulation of exit from mitosis
Source: RefSeq, a predicted model, not a curated record